Messenger RNA from Cinara cedri, 1228 nucleotides. The record is from the annotation of a GenBank genome assembly. Lineage: Eukaryota; Metazoa; Arthropoda; Insecta; Hemiptera; Aphididae.
AUGCCAAAAACUAAGUCUAAUUUGGGUUCAUCCAUAACUCGAUGGGUUGAGCCUUAAAAUCGCGACAAAACUGUGUUUACCACUAGUGGAUUAGUAGUUUAUUGUCAAGUUUGUGAUCGUCAGGUGCGUUGUAACAAAAAAUUUCAAAUAACGCAACAUGUAACUACCGAGUUUCAUUUGAAAUGUUUGAAAAAAAGUUCUAACAACAGUAAACAAAUGUUGUUGGGAGAUGAAACCAAACCAAAAACAUCAAGUUUUAAUGAAGAUCUGUGUUUGAGCCUCGUAGCUGCAAAUAUACCUUGGUUUAAACUACAAAAUCCAGUCUUCCGCGAUUUUUUACAAAAUUAUACAAAAAAACACAUUCCUGAUGAAAGCACUCUACGUAAGUCUUUCUUACAUCCAUGUUAUGUAAAAACAAUUGNUUUUAGUUGGUGUGUUAAAUGAACAAAAUGCUAGCAAACCAUUUUUAAUUUCAUGUAAAAAAUUAGAUAAAAUUAAUCAUUCGACGAUUUCUCGCUUUGUAAAUGACAGCCUAAGAAUAUUGUGGUCUCGUGGUGGGAAUGAUGAAAAAGUAUUAAUUUUAUGUUCCGAUGCAGCGCCAUAUAUAAUCAAAGCUGGUAAAACACUAAACGUAUUUUUUCCUAAUAUGAUACACAUUUCACUUGCUCACAUGAUCCAACGUCUAGCAGAAAAAGUUAGAGAAAUGUACCUCAAUGUAAAUACUUUGGUAAGUAAUUUAAAAAAAGUAUUUCUUAAAGCACCUCAGAGAGUAAAUGUAUACAAAGAAAUAAUGCCCAGUGUGCCCUUGCCGCCAGUACCAGUACUAACCAGAUGGGGGACAUGGGUUGAAACAGCUAAUUUUUGUGCAGAUCAUUUUGAUAAUCUUAAAAUAAUUUUACAAAAACUAGAAGAUAAAAAUGUUGUUAGUAUACAAAAAUGUAUUAAUAUGCUAAGUCUGGAAUCUGUUAAAAGUGACCUUACAUUUAUUCAAUCUCAUUUUUUUAUACUAGUAAAAAGUAUAAAAAAUUUGGAACAUUCUAGUUUAACUUUGUCUGAUUCUUCUCAAAUUGUAAAUAAUGUUAUUUUGGCGAUGGAAAAAGUACCAGGACAAAAAGGAAAAAUAAUUCAAGAAAAAUUGUUUUAUUUAAUUGAAAAAAAUGUUGGAUUCCAAACCGCGAAGCAGAUAACAACAAUUUUGCCAGGGAAAGAAAACAGCCACCAAACUUAA